AGGUUUCAGUAGCGGCGCUGCGCGCAAGCCGGGAACACGAAACCGAGAGCCGCAGCCCAAGCCAUCUCAGUGCAGUGUAGUCGGGGCACUAACCCGCUUGCAGCCCCAGGAUUAGUAGGAGGACAAGUCUUUAGCGCGGCCGCCGCCCAGCCGCCCUCACCUGGAUUACUCACCGCGGCAGCUAGAGCCCAGCUAGCGAGAAGGCGCGGGCCGGAGGUGCAGCGUCCAAGCAGAACCCGGCUUUUCAGAGACCCCUGCCGCUGGCGGACGCGCGGGAAAGCGGCAUUUGGAGCAGAGCUGGCUGGAGGGCCCGCGGGUGGAGAGAGCGAAGCCCCUGGGGAUGGCGGCCGCGACCUGGAGCGCCUCUGGAUGGGCUCUACUGCUGCUGGUGGCACUUUGGCAGCAGCUCGCGGCCGGCUCCGGCAUCUUCCAGCUGCAGCUGCAGGAGUUCGCCAAUGAGCAAGGCGUCCUAGCCAGCGGGCGAUCGUGCGAGCCCCGCUGCCGGACCUUCUUCCGCGUCUGCCUGAAGCACUUCCAGGCGGUGGUCUCGCCGGGGCCCUGCACUUUCGGCAGCGUCUCCACGCCAGUGUUGGGCACCAACUCAUUCGCCGUCGGGGACGACAGUAGCGGAGGGGGCCGAAAUCCUCUCCAGCUACCUUUCAAUUUCACCUGGCCGGGUACCUUCUCACUCAUCAUUGAAGCUUGGCACGCACCGGGAGACGACCUGCGGCCAGAGGCCUUGCCAGCAGAUGCGCUCAUCAGCAAGAUCACCAUCCAGGGGUCCCUAACUGUGGGCGAGAACUGGUUACUGGAUGAGCAGACCAGCCCCCUCACAAGGCUGCGCUAUUCUUACCGGGUCAUCUGCAGUGACAACUACUACGGGGAUAGCUGCUCACGCCUGUGCAAGAAACGCAAUGACCACUUCGGCCACUACGUGUGCCAGCCAGAUGGCAGCUUGUCCUGCCUGCCCGGCUGGACUGGAAAAUACUGCGAUCAGCCUAUCUGUCUUUCUGGUUGUCAUGAGCAGAAUGGCUACUGUAGCAAGCCAGCGGAGUGCCUCUGCCGCCCAGGCUGGCAGGGGCGCCUAUGUGACGAAUGUAUCCCCCAUAAUGGCUGUCGCCAUGGCACCUGCAGCAGCCCCUGGCAAUGUACCUGUGAUGAGGGAUGGGGAGGCCUGUUCUGUGAUCAAGACCUCAACUACUGCACCCACCACUCCCCAUGCAAGAAUGGGGCGACGUGCUCCAACAGUGGGCAGCGGAGCUACACUUGCACCUGUCGCCCAGGCUACACUGGCGUGGACUGUGAGCUGAAGCUCAGCGAGUGUGACAGCAACCCCUGUCGCAAUGGAGGCAGCUGUAAGGACCAAGAAGAUGGUUACCUUUGCCUAUGUCCCCCUGGCUACUAUGGCUCACAUUGUGAACACAACACCUUGAGCUGCACUGACUCCCCUUGCUUCAAUGGGGGGUCCUGCAGGGAGCGCAACCAGGGGGCCAGCUAUGCCUGUGAAUGCCCCCCUAAUUUCACAGGCUCCAACUGUGAGAAGAAGGUGGACAGGUGUACCAGCAACCCAUGUGCCAAUGGGGGCCAGUGCUUGACCCGAGGCCCAAACCGCCUGUGCCACUGCCGUCCUGGAUUCACAGGCGCCUACUGUGAACUCCCUAUCAGCAACUGUGCCCGCAGCCCUUGUGCCCAUGGUGGCACUUGCCACGACCUGGAGAAUGGGCUUGUGUGCACCUGCCCUCCUGGCUUCUCAGGCCGGCGCUGCGAGGUGCGGACACCCAGCGAUGCCUGCGCCUCAGGGCCCUGCUUCAAUGGGGCCACCUGCUACUCUGGCCUCUCCCCAGACAACUUCAUCUGCAAUUGCCCCUACGGCUUUUUGGGCAGCCGAUGCGAGAUCCCUGUGGAUGUGCCACCCAGCUUCCCCUGGGUGGCUGUCUCUUUGGGUGUGGGCCUGGUGGUGGUGCUGGUGUUGCUGGGCAUGGUGGCUGUGGCUGCGCGGCAGCUGCGGCUCCGGCGGCCGGAUGAUGACAGCAGGGAGGCCAUGAACAACUUGUCGGACUUCCAGAAGGACAACCUGAUCCCUGCCACCCAGCUCAAGAACACAAACCAGAAGAAGGAGCUGGAAGUGGACUGUGGCCUGGACAAGUCCAAUUGUGGCAAGCAGCAGAACCAUACAUUGGACUAUAAUCUGGCCCCAGGACUCCUGGGGAGGGGAACCAUGCCUGGGAAGUAUACCCACAGUGACAAGAGCUUAGGGGAGAAGGCGCCACUGCGGUUACACAGUGAAAAGCCAGAGUGUCGGAUAUCAGCGAUAUGCUCCCCCAGGGAUUCCAUGUACCAGUCCGUGUGUUUGAUAUCAGAAGAGAGGAAUGAAUGUGUCAUUGCCACGGAGGUAUAAGGCAGGAGCCUAAGCAGGACAUCCCAGCUACGGCCCAGCAGCUGGACCUUCCUUCUGCAUUGUUUACAUUGCAUUCUGGAUGGGACGUUUUUAAUAUGCAACGUGCUGCUCUCAGGAGGAGGAGGGAACGGCAUGAACUGGAUAGACUGUGAACUUGCCAAGAGAUGCAACACCCUCCCACACCUUUGGGUGUCUGUCUGGCAUCAGAUUGGCAGCCACGCCAGCCAGGGGAACACAGGAGAAGAGAGGUGCCACUUGGACCUGCCCCGGCAGUGGUCUUCGUAGAGUUCCUCCUGGGGCUUUGACCUCUUUUCCAGAGGGAGUGGCAGUGGGCUUUUGGGGCCUGGGGCUGCUGUGGCCUCCACUGGCGUCUGUGUUAACAAAGGUGCCUUUGGCCCAGGCUUUCUGGCGAUAGCUGGGCCCAAAUCAGAAAGGAGAGAGGGGACCAACAAGGACAGGGCCCCACAUGGGCCAGAACACCAUUGGCUUUUGGCAGGGGUUGCUCUGUAAGUGAGAUGAGCACCUGAAGGAAGAGGAGCACUUUUUGCCCCGUGCCUCCAACUACUGCAUUGGGCCUUGCUCAUGACACCACCCCAACCUCUCUCCCUGGCCCAGGCGCUCUGGGCAAAAGGUUGGUAAGGCUUACCAGGCUUUCUCUAGCCUCUAGCACUGGGUGCUUCUGGGGUCCUGUGAGUAGACAGGUGGAGGACCUGCCUCUUCUGCCAGCCAGAGGCACCAGGUCUACCUGGGGAGCUCAGGGGAAUUAUGUUGGAAAUUCUAAUGAGGGAAAAAUGGGUGCUGCUGCCACUUGGGCCCUUUCUUCCCUCAGACCCAUCUCUCCGGCCUUGAGCCUGGGCUUUGCCCAUGCCCACUACUGCCCCCAGACCAUCUUUGAAGCCGACCUUCAGAAAUCAAUAAUAUGACUUUUUAUUUUGUUUGUUUUUUGUAGUUUAUUUUGGAGUCUAGUAUUUCGAUAAUUUAAGAAUCAGAAGCACUGACCUUUCUACAUUUUAUAACAUUAUUUUGUAUAUAAUGUGUAUUUAUAAUAUGGAACA
This is a messenger RNA of Orycteropus afer afer, 3453 nucleotides long. The record is from RefSeq and is a predicted model, not a curated record. Lineage: Eukaryota; Metazoa; Chordata; Mammalia; Tubulidentata; Orycteropodidae.